AUGGGUUCAAAGAAACGUUCCAAAAAGAUACCACUGACUGUUGAUAGAAGACCUGAUGUUCACUUCAAAAGCUCAUCCACCGAAACAGCUCGGCUGAUUAGACGAUUCCAUGUUCUCAAUAAGGAACUUGCAAAACUGAAAGGGGAGACUAACAGCUCCCAAACCGGAAAAAGAAGACAAUCGAUUCUCAGCGAGAUGGAAUCGAUGGGAGGAUUAGACUGGUACCAGCGCGCCUCUAAACUUGGGCAGAGCAAAGCGAGAGGAGGCGAUUCUUCAAAAUGGCUGAUGGGAGUUCUACAACGUGAAUCUAUACCUGAGCGAUACAAGGAUCAACCUAUGCAACUUCUCGAUGUUGGCGCACUCUCACCGUUCAACUAUGAAAAGUACAAAUGGAUCAAAACCACGCCAAUCGAUCUCAAUCCUCAACAUCAUCUCAUCCAACAACAGGACUUUUUGCAAAUGCCGCCACCAGAAAAGGAAGACGAGCGCUACGAUAUCGUUUGCUUGAGUUUAGUGGUUAAUUUUGUUGGCGAUCCAGUCGACAGAGGAACUAUGCUAUUGCACACGCGCGCCUUCUUUCCUUCCAGUCCAACGAAUCCACGGCUCCUGUAUUUUGUCGUACCAUUACCAUGCAUCACAAACUCUCGAUACUUCACACACGACCAUCUGCUGGCCAUGAUGGACUCCAUUGGCUAUACAAAAUGUAUCGACUAUCAUCAUAGCAAUAAGCUAGGCUACUAUCUAUUUGAGCUCAGUUCCAUUGUUUCCGAGACACCCAGCUGGAAAAAAAAGCUUUUGAAAGAUGCGAAAGGAUGUAACAAUUUUUCCAUCGUCAUGUCAACAAGCGACUAA
Messenger RNA from Umbelopsis ramanniana AG, 852 nucleotides. RefSeq lists its product as uncharacterized. The record is from RefSeq and is a predicted model, not a curated record. NCBI's taxonomy places the organism in Eukaryota, Fungi, Mucoromycota, Umbelopsidomycetes, Umbelopsidales, Umbelopsidaceae. Bases 1 to 852 code for a protein of 283 amino acids. The transcript has 2 exons. Gene Ontology annotation, cellular component: nucleolus. Gene Ontology annotation, molecular function: rRNA (adenine) methyltransferase activity.